GAGAAGCGAGUAUACGAGUACACCGGUCUGCCAGUAUGCCAGGUGCGUUCACUUCAAACACAAACGACAAAGAAUCCUUGUCAUUUGCUACCUACCGACCUCGAUUCCCAUACGCCCAUACACUUGCAAGCUAUCGUCUGAAGCUCUCUGCACCCGUGGGUAUGCGUGCAGGAAGGGAGUGGAAGGCAGGACAUACUAUGGACGGAGUAAGAUGUAAGAUAGAGGCUCGAGGGUUGGAGUCUUGGCUGAUAGAGAUGCAAGGUAUCGUACAUACCAAGAAAGCCAGAGAAAAGCCCUUGUCUGCAAGUCUGCAAGCCAAAAAGUGGAAAAAUGCACAGAUGCCAGCAUGAAAGAGCUCCACAUCUAUUUCUAUUGUAUCACUCGACAAGGUUCAUGAUUGUUUUUCUCUUCUCUUGUUUGAUAACUACGUUACUAGGUACCAUGUACUACCUACUAGCUACUCCUCCACAUUGAGCUAGUAUGGUAUCUUCAGGGUCCAGCUUAAUUCACCAAGGCUUGUUUAUUGCUCCCAUGCGGAUUUAUCUGAUUCUCAAUCGAGUCAAUUCACCUCGAUUUCUAUAAGAUAUCUUUUUCUCCCUCACCUUUGGCAAUUGAUCAACAGCUUCCAUUCGAUCUCUAUAUCAAAGAUAUUCACUUAAUACCCCUAUAUACAACCUUGAUACCCGUAUUCCAAUUGACAAUACUCAAUUGGUGCUUCCGAAACAUCUACGACAGCUUCAAAUUUGGAGGUCACAUAUAAAAUAGAACCUUUCCCACCUUCAACUUGGUCUCUACUUCGUCUCCAUUAGCUCCCUCGAUAACCUCAAUCUAUACCUCGAGUUUAACAAAAGUGGUUUCGACCAUUACUUUAAUAUCGAAUCAAUAUCCAACCUUCAAUCUAUAACACAAUCUUUCACACCAACGACAUUAUGCACUCCAUCAGCAGUCUCGUUCUCCUCUUGGCUUCGGCCGUUGCAGCUGUUCCAAUCAGCACUGUUCAAGCCCUUACUUCAAGUAAACAUACUUGUGCAACACCAUUACUACCUACUACUGGAGCUGCAUCUGCUCUCCCAUUGCCAACUGGCACCCUCGCCUAUGUUGCUCUCGGUCGUGGUAUCCAAAAUUAUACCUGCUCCGCCGUUGGUGCUACUCCAGUGGCUCUUGGUGCAGUCGCUAACCUUUACGAUGCAACCGAAUACGCCAAGUGUGCCAGUACCGCAUUCAAUAAUCUCCCAGGUAUCGCUGUCUAUACCAAUCUUCCAGCUAUUAGUAGCGCUAGCUUCAUGAGUCUCAAGCCUCUGGGCAAGCACUUCUUCGAUGCUAGUGGAACUCCAACAUUUGACCUCUCAUCUGUCAGCAAGAUCUUGUACGCUGCCAAGACUGGUGACAUAUCUCCUCCCAUCAAUUCCAUCCCAGGACCUGCCAAUACCGGCGCCGUUGAUUGGUUAUCCUUAACUGCCAAAUCCACAUACGUAUCCAUUGGUCUCACAACAGUCUACCGCGUCGAAACUGCCGGUGGUAAUUCCAUCAACCCUUGCACAACAGCAGGUGUGCAGAGUGUCCAGUAUGCCGCUCAAUACUGGUUUUACAGUUGACUCCCUGACAAUACCACCGACCCUUCAGACGAUGAUGACGUAUGUGAUAAUUCUGAUGAGUAAUGGGUCGAAUCCUCAGAAAAGAAUAUCAUUUUCUUUAUGGUUUUCAAUGAUGCAUGGCUGGAUGGAUGGACGGAUGGAUAAAGGCAAACCUUACAGAACAAAUGCAUAUAUAGAAUAUGCUUUUGAAAUGGUAAACGGUUAACAGCUGAAGGGCACACAAAAUGCAAUACCUUGGUAGGACAUGCAUUAAUAUGUACAUACACUUCUUUUCUCCACAGAGCACAAGAGUACUUUCUUGCUUGCAGAACUCUCGUUUUAUAAUUCAAAUAAGCUAGCUAUAUUACCUUAAAUUAUCUUUGUGAA
Botrytis sinoallii is the source of this 1961-nucleotide messenger RNA. RefSeq lists its product as uncharacterized. The coding region runs from base 930 to 1595 and encodes 221 amino acids. Lineage: Eukaryota; Fungi; Ascomycota; Leotiomycetes; Helotiales; Sclerotiniaceae. The transcript has 2 exons. The record is from RefSeq and is a predicted model, not a curated record.